CAACCCCCCGCUCCCCUAUGCUUGUGUCACGAAUCGCCUAAUCACGAGCACCAUUUCCUCGGCCAUAUGCAUCGAAAAUCCAAAUGGGAGAACCUGCUUGGGAUAACUCAAGCAACAGCACUCGCCAUUAAAGGUUUCGGAUCCAAGUCCAACGAAUCAUUCAAUCAUUCAAUCAGCACAGACACUCAUGACACAAUCAUCAGUUUUGGUUAGCUGGAGCUCAUCGCUGGGCAGCGCCAACUGUGCGGUUGAUUCUGGCUUUUUGUUUUCAAGCUUUCAAACCUACAAUGGCACCUCCCGCGAUCAAACGGCCGCGUCAAUCCUUGACACGUAGGCUGAUGACAGGUUCUGUUUGGUUUAUGGCAACCCGUACGCUGAUGACAGGUUCUGUUUGGUUCAUGGCAGGUUCGUUCACCACUCGAUGGCUGUCUGGGGAACCUGCCGGAAGGUGGCUCAGCGAGCAAGCGCUGAGCUCAUGCGGCUCGUCCAUGUCGUCUCUUUGCGAGACUCUGCCUCCCAAGAAUGGCAUUGGAGUCAACUCAACCAGCAAAGAAAUUUUGCACCUGCAGCCUCUUCUUGCAAAUGAAAUGGAUAGAAUGGACUUUUUGGGCAGUUCGAAGGAACGACGUCUUGAACUUCCGCCUCCUCCCCAAGAGAUUGACGGUUCCAGCACUGGAACAAAGCAACUAAUAAGGUAUUUUGAAGCGAGGCAUCAAAUCAAUGAGACAAUGCACGGCAAAAACAAGAGCAAGGAUCUUUCCGGUACUGCCUAUGAGAGGGCGCAGGUUGUGAAACAUGCACCUUGGAUGCCACGACGAAAAAUGUGCAAAGAAUCAUGUUGUGUUGAGGCUGUGGCCAUCUCCCUUGCUCAGGACGAACACCAGAUUAUCCAUGGAAGGGAUGCAAUGGACCUGUCUGAUUUGAUGGUCCGGCAUUACGAUCGGAGUCACAGGAAAGGAGGUAGAGUCCAAUUUCAUGCCCAAAUGCUGAACGAAAAGAUGCUUCCCUGCCUUGUGCCAGGAACAACAAUAUUCGUGGAGAAUCAUCACAAGGAUCUGCUCUAUUUCUGGCAAAAACUACGUCCUCAGAUUGAAGUUCCUUAUGUUCUCAUCACAAGUCUCUCAGAUGGAAAUAGCCCCUUCGCCAGAUCUGAAAACAUUGGAGACCCACUUCUGAUGAAGUGGUAUGGCACAAAUCCCAAAUACUCAAAGCAUCCCACUUUCCAAAAGCAUUAUGAAAAGAAGUUCAAGCCAAUGCACUUAGGACUUGCUGGAUUUGGUUUUGUCAAGCAAGAGCAGCACCUCCUGCCAUACCUGAGGCUCAACAACUUUACCAAUCCUUUCUUGGACAAAGCAAGGUGGGACUUUUCGAUGGAACCAUUUGACUUUGAGAAAGAUGUGUUUAUUCAUUUUGGGCUUCACAAGGACCACAGAAGAGCUCUCUGGCAGGUCUUGUGUCCCAAUGCCUCUGCCACAAGCGUGUCCUGUAACAGAAAUACCAGGACCUUGGCAGUCACCGAAAUCUAUGCUGAGACGAGCAAACAUCGAUUUGGUGUGAGUCCAGUUGGUGAGGGCUACGACUGCUACAGAACAUAUGAGUUGCUUUUACUGGGUGUCAUUCCUAUCAUUGAAGAAAGGUACCCCGAAAGCCACGAUCUCUUUGAGGGGCUCCCUGUGAUCCAAAUGCCAAACAUGAGAAAUGCUAACAGUACUCAACAAUUCACUGAAGCAAUCAAGAGUUACAUUGAGAGUGACAAGUUUCAGAAUGCAAACUUUGAAGACGGUUGGCAGAGGCUCUUUCUCAAGUAUCAGAGGCAGCAGCUUCUCCAUGACACUGGUCGUGACAAGGAAAUUUUGGUGGACGAGCAGGGGAGGGAGUACUACCAGGCUUAUCACUACUCUGUGAGAGACAAAAGCGCUGAAAACAAGGUAUUUUGUAGCGAGAAAGGCAGUUGUGAGUUCAAAAAUGGAGGGUUGGGAAAGAAGGAUUGGCCUCAACGAAAGACUCAAACCCAAUGGGGAGAGCAGUGGGCAAAAAGUGGUAGAUUCUAGAUCGCAUUGUAUCCAGUUUGCAGGAUUCUUCUAGCAUUGUAUAAUUGCUAAUUGUAAGUCCGUACUAGCUCU
This is a messenger RNA of Seminavis robusta, 2123 nucleotides long. The record is from the annotation of a GenBank genome assembly. Lineage: Eukaryota; Bacillariophyta; Bacillariophyceae; Naviculales; Naviculaceae.